Messenger RNA from Octopus bimaculoides (California two-spot octopus), 4217 nucleotides. RefSeq names its product ras-related protein Rab-18. Gene Ontology annotation, molecular function: GTPase activity; GTP binding. NCBI's taxonomy places the organism in Eukaryota, Metazoa, Mollusca, Cephalopoda, Octopoda, Octopodidae. The record is from RefSeq and is a predicted model, not a curated record.
AUCAUCAGAUAGGGUAUAAAAAUAAAGUGACGUUUGCUCAAGAUUUAGCGCCAUCUUUGUUUUUGUCGUGGGCGAACACAUUUAUUUUUCCGUCAUACGCUGUAGUUACGCAUACACAUAUUUAACAUUAAUAUAUAUAUAUAUACUUAUACAAUAUAUAUAUAAUAAGCGACUAUUCUUUGUUAUCAAUUUAUUUAAAAAAUAUAUACACAAGCAAUCACCAGAACUUUGUCGCUUCGUAGUUGGCUCUUCAUCUAAACUGCUUAUUACAGUUCGUUUGUCUUAGUGACUGCAUAUAUUUACCCCCUGUUUAUCCGUCCAUAAUUAUACAUCAGCUGUUGGUCGAAAACCCGUGUGUCUAUUUUCGUUGUUGUUGUUGGUGUUGGUGUUGUCGUACAACCGUUUCGGAUUAUUUUGUCAUUUGCUUCUCAUGGAUGAUCAAGACAUUCUUACGACUCUUAAGAUCCUCAUCAUUGGAGAAAGUGGAGUUGGAAAGUCCAGUCUGUUACUACGUUUUACUGAUGAUACAUUUGAUCCAGAACAAGCUUCCACUAUAGGUGUUGACUUCAAAGUUAAGACUUUGGCAGUGGAUGGAAAUAAAGCAAAGCUUGCCAUCUGGGACACUGCUGGUCAAGAAAGAUUUCGCACUUUAACUCCAAGCUAUUACAGAGGUGCACAAGGUGUUAUUCUUGUUUAUGAUGUGUGCAGUAAACAGUCAUUCAGCAAGCUUGAUGCCUGGCUGAAUGAAUUGGAGACCUUUGCCACUAAACACGACCUGGUCAAGAUGCUCGUAGGCAACAAGAUUGAUAAGUAUGUUGAUAGCAACGGAAUGUCUACAGCUGAAAGGAGAGAAGUAAGCAAAGAAGAAGGUUUAAAGUUUGCCCGCAAACACCACAUGCUGUUUAUUGAAGCAAGUGCAAAGACAAGAGAAGGUGUUCAAUGUGCAUUUGAAGAACUUGUUGAAAAGAUCAUUCAGACACCAGGACUCUGGGAAACUGAUAGACAAGGACUGAGGCUUACAAAUGGUGCCACAGAAGGAUCUUACUCAGCUUGUAGUGGAUAUUGUGUAAUAUAGAUAUUAGGCAUGUGUGAAUGUGUAUUUGUAUGUAUGAAUGUGUGCAACACUGUAUAUCUUAACAUGUUGACAUGUGUGUGUGUGGAUGUGUAUGUUUUCUUUGCCUAAAAAUCUUGUAAAUAAAGACAAUUCCACAAAUAUAGUAUUAAGGGCAACUUACCUUUUUUCUUAUAUAUAUAUAUAUAUAUGAAUGCAAAAUAUGUGUGCGCAUGUAUGUGUGAGUGUGUGUAUAUGUGCGUUCAUUUAAGCCAGUAAUAUGUUGAAUUAAGGUCAUUUAACUGGUGCUGUGUCCAUAGAUUGUACCAAUAAGAAAUUGUACUGUUCUUUUUUAAAUGUAUUGUGAAUGUGUUGGGAUUUCAUUUUAUUUUUCUGUACCAACAUUGUACUGUGUGUGAAUGUGAUUGGGUGUGUUUGAAUUGAUAACUAUCUACUUGGCUAUGUUUAUCCGGGAUCAUAAUCAAAAGACAAGUAUUUGGAUAUUUGCUUUGUGAUUGUGUUUGAGUUUCCAUCCAUUUAAACUCAAAAUCUUACCACUCACCCACACACACGUCUGUGUCUGUUUCUGUAUAAAUGUAUGUGCAUGUGUUUAUAAAUAAUAUUCACUCACACACACACACGCACACACUGUAUGUGCAUAUGUAUAAAACACACAUUACACAUAUAUAUGCACAUAUAUGCUUGUAUAUGUUUGUGAGUCACUGUGUGUUAUGUGUAUAUUUUUAAUUUUCAGAAUGUAUGGAUUACAAUUAUAUAUGUGUAUGUACAUACAUAUGCAUAAAUUGACUUUCAUGACAAUGUGUAUUAUCGUAUUUAGUUCUUCCGACACCAAGCCAUCCGCUGACAAGGUCCCUAUGUGAUAUGUAAAUAAGGUGGGGCCACACUUAGAGGACCCCCAAUUGCCCUAAUACAAUUUGCUGACUUAUUAAUAUUCUUAUCUACUUUCUGUUGCCCUAACUCUAACACAGAACUGGGAUCCAAAAGAUGUGGCUUCGCUAACUAAAAUUUAUCUAUGUCAAACCUUAUGUCUGUUUGCUUUGCUAAUUUCUUAGCUUAAAAAAAAAAAAUUAAAUUUAGUCUUGUUGUUGUUGUUAUUAAAAUUAUUAUUACUAUUCUUGAUAGAAUUGGUGGAGUGCAGGAGAAAUUUCCUUGUGGUAUUUAGUUAUGCCCCUUUACUUUCUGAGUUCAAAUCACACUGGAGUCAAAGUUUGCUUUUAUCUCUCAGGGAUUGAUAAAAUAAUUGCCAUUUAUUAUCUACAGGGAUAAAUUUGUAUCUUCACUCAAAUUUUGUGACUUGUGCGCUAAUGUUAGAAAUUGUUACUAUGAUUAUUAGGACAAUGGAUGAGAGAAUUACUUGGUAGAGCACUGUACAAAAUGUCUUGUUUUCAGAAUUCAACUCCUGCCAAGGUCAAUUUUUCCUUCCAGCUGUCUAGAGUUGCUAAAAUAAAGUACCAGUCAAGUACUGGGAUUGAUAUAGUCAACUCCCUUAAAUUUCUGGCCUUGUGCCUUUCUUAGAAAUUAUUAUUAUAUUGUUAUAACAGUGGCAAGGCAGAACUGUAGUGUCAAACUAUGGUACUUGUCUCUGUAUUCUGAGAUUGCUGUGAGAUUGAGUUUGAUAUUCCUAUCCAUAAUGAUCAAUAAAAUAAGUACCAAGAAGGUACGUAGGUUUUCUGAACACUUAUAGCCUUAUGCUAAUGUAUGAAAAAAAUUUCAUAAUCUCAUUAGACAGUGAAGUCAAUUUUCUUAUCACAGGUUUAAAUUUUAUUACAAGUGUCUUUUGGAUUGUACCCCUGAUCAAGGUGCGUAACUAUGUAUGCUUCAACCUGGCAAAAAUAGGUUCUUUAAAGUUGAAUGGUCAGUAAUGUCCAGCCUCAAAAUUAACUGUUGCAAUAAGUGAACUAUCACACCUAUUCCAUUACUAAAAAUGGUUGUAAUUUUGAUAUAUAUUGGUAAGAUUAAGAAGUAAUAUUGCAAUGAGCUCAGUCUAUCAUUGACUAUAAUUUCCUUUUGAAUCUAAUUCAGUCUACACAGUCUAAUGCCCUUGAAAAUGCAUGAAUGUCAAAGUCUGGCCUAAUAGCUAAGUUGGAAGUGGAGUAUUACAAAUGAUAAAGCAAUUACAUUUCAAAGUUUUGUCCCUCUAUAAUCUGAGUUCAAAUCUCACCAGAAUCUCUAUAAAAUAAUACCAGAGUUAAUUGAAUCAGUUAAAUCCCUUCUCAACAAAUUUGUAGCUUUGUGCCAGUGUUAGAGAUCAAAAUACCUAGUAGUAUUUCAUUACUUUCUGAGUUCAAAUUCCAUUGAGGCUGUCUUGGCCUUUUAUCCAUCUGGGUUGAUAUAAAUAAAGCACUAGGUAAGUAUUAGGUUUAAUUCCAUUGAAAAUAUCUCUCCCCAGAAAUGUAUGAUCUUGUGUGUCAUGUUUGAAAUAUUCAUUCAUGGUAACAUGGUAAUAUGCCAUAAUUGAUGGAGGAAGGGAAUAUUCAACAAAAUAUCAAAAUUUUGAAAAUUGUUUUUUUUCAUCUUAAAGGUAUAUUUGAAACUUCAUCUUUAGCCAUGCAAAAAAAAGAAAGAAAAAAAAAGAAAAAUCCCUCAAGACAAAAACAAUAAAAAGCUUAAUUCACACUCUUUCACAUUGAAAUUUAAGUUGGAGGGUCAGUGAUAAACAAGUGAAGGAUGUGCACAGAGGAUUCCAAGCAUUGUAGAGACAAAUAGCUGCCAAACAAUCAAAUCUAUAAACUAGCUAUAAAUUCAAACAAUCUAAUAAAAAAAAUUACAAUUGUCUUCUUUCAAUAUAUCAACACUUAUUAGACAAUAAUAGACAACUUGAUAUGUAUUCAAAUUUGUAAAUAAUCCCUUAACUUGCAAAAAAUAUGAAGCUAAAACAUCAAUAUUCUUAGGAAAACUUUAAACAGCUUUUGUGGCAAAUUUGCAAAAAAAAAAAUUGAAUAUUCCUUUCCUCCACAGAACAUGUCCUAUUCUUCUUAUCACUAUGUGUGUGUUUGAGUGUUACCUUUUAUUAUUUUUUUUUAACAACCUUAACUCUGGAGCAGAAUUCAAGACAAUUGUAAACUAACACCAUCAAACAAUGUUAUGAAGGUCUAUAACGUUUAUGCAUCAAAUAGAAAAUUUAUAAAAUAUGCAAUUUUUACAA